This is a messenger RNA of Malania oleifera, 393 nucleotides long. Its product is annotated as nuclear transcription factor Y subunit B-5-like. Gene Ontology annotation, molecular function: RNA polymerase II cis-regulatory region sequence-specific DNA binding; DNA-binding transcription activator activity, RNA polymerase II-specific; protein heterodimerization activity. The record is from RefSeq and is a predicted model, not a curated record. The coding region runs from base 1 to 393 and encodes 130 amino acids. The transcript has a single exon. Gene Ontology annotation, cellular component: CCAAT-binding factor complex; nucleus. NCBI's taxonomy places the organism in Eukaryota, Viridiplantae, Streptophyta, Magnoliopsida, Santalales, Ximeniaceae. Gene Ontology annotation, biological process: regulation of transcription by RNA polymerase II.
AUGGGUGAUAACACUGCAGGAAGCAGUAGUACUAGUGGUGGUGCCUCAAGAGAAGUGGGAGAUGGGAUGAUCAAGGAGCAAGACCGGCUGCUACCGAUAGCGAAUGUGGGAAGAAUCAUGAAGCAGAUCCUUCCUCCGAAUGCAAAAAUCUCAAAAGAAGCUAAAGAGACAAUGCAGGAGUGUGUGUCUGAAUUCAUCAGCUUCGUCACCGGGGAAGCGUCAGACAAGUGUCAAAAGGAGAAGCGAAAGACGGUGAAUGGGGACGACAUUUGCUGGGCGCUGGGAACGCUAGGGUUUGACGACUACGCUGAGCCAUUGAAAAGGUAUCUGCAUAUAUAUAGGGAGUUAGAUGGGGAGAGAGCUAACCAAAACAAGGGUUUCAGCAAUCAAUGA